GAUUCGUAUUACACGUGAACGAGAGCUUUGGACGUAAGGAACGUCGAUGUUCUUUUUCUAAUUAUUACUGCAACAAUGCCUGAACAUGAGUUUUCAAAUCCUUUGCCGCCAAGCAACAUGCGGCAUGCUUCAACAGAGGAUGAUUCUGGGCUGACGAAGCUGUCUAAUGAUGACUUUCGUAAACUUUUGAUGACUCCACGAGACACACCGGGUGAGGCUCCGCCUUCUUCCAGACCAACACAGCAGAAACCGAUUGUGAAGGAUUAUAAUGAAGAGGAUGAUCCCAGGGCAAGAAGGCGCAAGAAAAAGAGUUACUAUGCGAAGCUCAAGAAGCAGGAGAUGGAGAGGGAAGAAGAAUUGGCAAAGAAAUACAGAGACAGGGCUGCAGAAAGAAGAGAUGGGAAAACGGAUUACGAUGAAACUGAAAUUGUCAGCACAACAGCAAACUACAAGGCCGUAGCUCCUAAUGCACCAGCAGAUUCUGCAGCAUCUAAUAGGCGUAAGCAGCUCAUUGAGGAGAGUAAAUAUCUGGGUGGUGACAUGGAACAUACUCACUUGGUGAAAGGUCUGGAUUAUGCUCUGCUACAUAAGGUUCGAGCUGAAAUCAACAACAAGGAGAGAGAAGUAGAAGAUGUUCUGGAGAGUACUUACCAGACUAAACCUAAAGAAGUGGAUGCUGAAGAAAAUAUCCAGUUCAAAGGCAGGAUGGCAAGGAACAUCUACCGUAUAGUAUUCAAGAUGCACCAGCCUCAGCGUAACGAGUCCUUCCUUCCUGGCCGCAUGGCUUACCAAGUUGAUCUAGAUGAUGAGUUUGCUGAGACAGAUAUCCCAACCACAUGCAUGAGAAGCAAAGCUGACUGUCCAACUGUAGAAUCACAAGCAACUCUGACUACCAAUGACAUUGUAAUCAACAAGCUGACCCAGAUUCUAUCCUAUCUUCGACAAGGCCAAAGAGGAAAGAAACUCAAGAAGAAAGAAAAGGGCAAACUGAAGGAUGAAAAGAUGGAUAAAGCACAUGUUGGAGAAGAUAAUAUCUUUGGUGAUCUUGGAAGCUACCACCCAUCUUACAACAAGCCCAAGGAACCUCCCAAACCCCGGGAGAAGGAGAAAGAGAGGGAGAGAGACAGAGGCCGUGACCGCGAUAGGGAGCGAGACCGAGACCGACCCAGCCGGGAUUACGAAAGACCCCGAGAGAGUGACAGGGACCGACAGAACCGGGACUACGAGAGACCGAGAGAGAGCGAGAGGGACAGAGACCGUGACAGGAAUAGAGAUAGAGACCGGGAUAGACAGAGGAUGGAUAGGGGCCGGGAUUAUAGGGACAGUGAUCGGGACCGUGAUCGCAGACCAAGGUCAAGUUAUUUUGAGAAACCUAAGGAGGCUGAUGAGGAAUUUGACAAGCCUCCUUCUGCUGAUAAACUCUUGCAAAGCAUCAGUGAAAAGUUUGGAAAGCCUCCACCGGAAAAAGAGGAUGAAUCUCGCUUCAGAGCCGGUUGGGAAAAUGAUGAUAAAGCUCAGUCAUCACGUGACAGAGGCAUUGCCUUGACUGGAGAGGGAGACAGACAGAAGUCGAGACAGGGCAAAAAAGGAGGUAACUUUGACAGCUACUUUGAAUGUUACCCAGGUGCAAUGGAAACAGCUGAUGCUCUGGAUGAUUCUGAUGAUGAAGUAGAUUACUCUAAAAUGGACCAGGGUAACAAGAAAGGUCCUGUAGGAAGAUGGGAUUUUGACACUGCAGAGGAAUACAGUGACUAUAUGAACCAGAAGGAAGCUUUGCCAAAAGCUGCAUUUCAGUUUGGAAUCAAGACAUCCGAGGGAAGGAAGACAAGAAGAGCUCACACAGAGAAGAAUGAGAAGGCUGCACUAGAUAGAGAAUGGCAGAAAAUUAGUCAGAUCAUUGCAAAGAGGAAAGAGACUGGAGAGGGAAAAAGGGAAGUUGACUACAAACGACCCAAGUACUGAUUAACCGGUUCGUGUUUGGAUAAAUGUAACAUUUUGUAUAUAACAAAAAAAUAUUUCUUGAUGAAGUCAUUGUCAGAAUAAUAAGAUGUCAUUGGGCAUCUAUGAUUUCAGCACCAUCUAAGGAACAGAAGAGCAUCAUCUUAACAUGUUUUCUUGGAUAUUUGUGGAGGGCGGAAGGAGGUUUAACCCUAAAAAGACUGGGGGGGCUGAUUCAGCCCCCUUCUCGACAUUUUUCGCGAUAAAUCUGUAAUGCGAAAAGCUGGCGCCGCGCCGUUCCAUGACUUUUUUCUUUCAAGUCUUGCGCAACUUUUGAGACCAAAUUUGCGACCCCCGAGUACGUGGUUCCGAAAUUACGCAACAUUUCUUAAGUACAUGUCGACCCAAAAUUGCUAAAAAACGUGAAUUUGUGUACAAAUCCAAUGCAAAUUGUGUUUUCAGCCAAAAUUCAUAAAUGUAUCAUUAUUUUCAAUUUUACUAAUCAAACUAAAUUAAUUUCAUCUUGUCUAUGGUCAGAAUAAAGUCACGGAUGAUUUUCAUUG
Messenger RNA from Lytechinus pictus (painted urchin), 2501 nucleotides. RefSeq names its product protein Red-like. The transcript is spliced from 22 exons. Gene Ontology annotation, biological process: mRNA splicing, via spliceosome. Gene Ontology annotation, cellular component: nucleus. The coding region runs from base 76 to 1962 and encodes 628 amino acids. The record is from RefSeq and is a predicted model, not a curated record. Lineage: Eukaryota; Metazoa; Echinodermata; Echinoidea; Temnopleuroida; Toxopneustidae.